AUGCUGUCGCGUGCCUCACUGUGUCUGAUAGUGCAGAUGGCGGUACGGCUUGACGAACGACGGUACACGUCGCCGGGCUCGGACCUAUUGCUCUCGUUUCAGGUGCCGUUCGUCAAAGCGACCUCCGAGCCUCGCGGUCUGUGGACAGACGGCUGCUUCGAGCACUACCAUCAGCACGUGGACCGCUCGGACGUGUACAACCCGCCGCAGCAGUGCUUCAUUCACAGCUGUCCCUACAUCGGCUUCUUCCGUUACUUCAACCACGUGUGCAGCCUGUGCGAGUCGCUGACCUCGUUCGGACACUGCGUGUACGAUUUACGAUUCUCUGUCGUUCGCUGUCGUUCGUUGCCUUUUGGUCUGUGCCCAAAAUGUGUGAGCCUUUUCAGGGAGCGCUGUUUCGCGACUGACGCGUUCCGCACCUGCUUCGGCCUCUUCCACACCUACGGCCAUCUGCCGAACGGCCAAGUGAACGUCACCGACAAGCUGUUGUUCUGGACGCGUCGCCGGUCAGUCAUGGACACCGUUUGGACACAGCUUCCGUUUUACCACAAGUGCAGCCAAGAUCCAAACGUAGUACGCUUAGGUUAA
Molecule: messenger RNA, 588 nt
Organism: Soboliphyme baturini
Lineage: Eukaryota; Metazoa; Nematoda; Enoplea; Dioctophymatida; Soboliphymatidae
Source: the annotation of a GenBank genome assembly